GUGCGUAUAUAUGUACAUAUUUUCACGCGUCUGGAAGCAUAAAUAAGUUUAGAACAGUAUUGUCAGGAAUAUAAUGAGAGUCGUAGCAUUAUAUUUAGAGUGCAUAUAGACAAAAUUGGCAAAUCAAGUUUGAACGGUAGUGAGUUGAGGCGUUAAGAAUGUUAUGUUAAUGAAUACCAGACAGUUCGUCAAUGAUGACAUGUCCUAGCGAACACCUUCGGUCUGCACGUUAUUUGGCACCACGUCAAGAGAAAAGUUGAAAGUUAGCUCUUUCUUCUCACUCUCUACUGAGUUUAUUUACGAGUCUGGAUGAAAAUAUCCGUUACACAAUGGGAAAACUUGCGUAACUCCACCCCUUCGCACUUGCUGUUCGGGCUCCCCCAGUACUUUGUGCGUCUUGCCAAUGCACGCCAAGAGGUUAGCGGCUAGCAUAGUUGGGCGGCACUGCUCUUUUCAUUGGAAAACAAUGGGAUAGGCAGAGCCGAGCAGUUUCACCGCUGAUCAUGUGUGGGGCAGGGCAAGGAGAAGAACCAUGGUGCUGAAUCCCGUGAUUUCCAAGCUGUCUGGUAAACUGGUGGUGCUGGCCAGCUCUUCCCCUCGGAGACUGGAGAUUCUCACCAAUGUUGGCUUACGGUUUGAGGUGGUGCCGUCGUGGUUCAAAGAGACCCUCAACAAGAGUCUUUUCAAAGAACCCCACCAGUAUGCUGUGGAGACAGCCAGGCAGAAGGCUCUGGAGGUGGCCAGGAGAAUGCCAUUUAAACACCUUAAAACUCCCGACGUUGUCAUUGGAGCAGACACCAUCGUGACAAUAGAUGGUUUGAUCCUGGAGAAGCCAAGGGACAAGCAGGAUGCGUACAGAAUGCUCUCACGACUGAGUGGCAAAGAGCACAGCGUAUGCACUGGGGUCGCUAUCGUCCUCUGCAACCAGCAAGAGAAUGAGGAAACUGAAUACCAGACCAUUGAUUUCUAUGAAGAAACGAGGGUAAAGUUUGCUGAUCUGUCUGAGACUAUGCUGUGGGAUUACAUCGACAGUGGGGAACCCAUGGACAAGGCGGGGGGUUACGGUAUCCAGGCCUUGGGGGGCAUGCUCGUAGAGUACAUCCACGGGGACUUCCUCAACGUGGUGGGCUUCCCCCUCAACCGCUUCUGCAAGCAGUUGGACCUCCUCUUCAACCCAGAGCUUGCCUCCAACGAGGUUGUGCAUACGGAUGUCAGAUUCAACGGCAGCACAACGGACCCCAUAGAGAACCCCUCCUCCACUUCCUCUCUGUCCAGCCCUGCCACAAGCAACCCUCCCCAAGCAGAGAUUACAAUCCAAAAUGGCCCACCAACCAGUCCAGCCCCUAAGAUGAAGAGGAAAGAUGGUCGAAGUGCACCGGAGGACAGUUCCUGGGCAAUGGUCAACAGUUUGUCAAAAUGCUCAGAGGGCCAAGAGAACAUGUCGGCAGCCGGCAGUGCAGUUCCAUCGGUGGCCAGCAGAGGGCCUAUGAAUCUCGUGAUUGAGAAAGUGCACACUGACGACCUAAAGCGGAUCGUAGAGCUGAUGGAUGGAUUUAAAGCCUCAAAGGCCUUGUUUACAGCCUCCAAGAUGCGCGUGUUUGACCUGCUCCAGAAAAGACCAGGCUUGGAGGGGGCAGAGGUGGCCCGGGGCCUGCAGGCCUCCCUCAAGGGGACCCUGUGUUUGCUGGAGGCUUGCGUGUCUCUUGGCCUAUUGGAACGCAAGCAAGGAGCAAACGAGGAAGGCGUGUACGAGAACAGCCGUCUGUCCCAGCGGUUCCUGGUGUCCGAUUCCCCCUCCUCCCUGCUGGGGUACAUGGCGCACUCUGAUGAGACGGUGUGGAAACUCUUCUCCCAUCUGGAGACCUCAGUCAGGGAGGGAACCAACCUACAGGCCAAGGUUUCCGCACAAACCACCAACGAUCUGUUUCAGGACAUGUACUCUGACGACGAGCGGAAACUGCGGUUCAUGAAGGCCAUGCACGGCAUCGCUGCGGUUGCGGGGCCAGCCGUGAUCACCGCAUUCGACCUCUCACGCUUCAAGACUGCCUGUGACCUCGGAGGGUGCACUGGCUCCAUGGCGCACGGGUUGGCCAAAGCGUACCCGCGGAUGUCGGUGACUGUGUACGACCUGCCGAGUGUGGUGGAGCUGAGCGGGACCUUCUGUCCACCAGGCCUGGAUAACAGGGUUUCCUUCGUCGCAGGAGACUUCUUUAAAGACCGGCUCCCCAAAGCUGACCUGUACAUCCUGGCCAGGAUUCUCCACGACUGGACGGAUGACAAGGUGCACGCCUUGCUGAGUAAAAUUUCCGACGCUUGCACUCCAGGCUGUGGCCUCCUGGUUAGCGAGAUCUUUCUGGACCGAGACAGGACGGGCCCCAGCCAGGGCCUCCUGCAGGCCCUGGGCCUGGGUCCAGGGAAGCAGAGGAGCGCGGGGGAGUACGGGGCCCUGCUAGAGAGCCACGGCUUCACCGUGUCGCACAUCGCGCACACAGACAGCCUGCUGGAUGCCCUGCUCUGCAUCAAAGAUUGACUCCUAGCUUAAAGACCAACUUAAUUUGUACCAGAUGGGUAGGCUUUGGACAUUUUGUAAUUGUAAUGUCAUAAUUGUUUUGUAAUUGUAAUGUCAUAAUUUUGAAUAAAUAAAACCUUGAUUGUAUGUUUAUAUUAUCU
Messenger RNA from Gadus chalcogrammus (walleye pollock), 2670 nucleotides. RefSeq names its product acetylserotonin O-methyltransferase-like (gene asmtl). The transcript has 15 exons. Gene Ontology annotation, molecular function: nucleoside triphosphate diphosphatase activity; O-methyltransferase activity. The record is from RefSeq and is a predicted model, not a curated record. Lineage: Eukaryota; Metazoa; Chordata; Actinopteri; Gadiformes; Gadidae. Bases 533 to 2530 code for a protein of 665 amino acids.